CCGCGGCCGGAGCGCGGGGCUGCGGGAGCGCGGCGACCCGAGGGCCGAGCGGACCCGGGGACGCGAGGACCCGCGCGGGCCGGCAUCACUGCGUCGCCCCGCGCGUCUCUGGGCCCAGAGCCCGCAGGUGUCGCCUGUCCUCGCCCCGCAGCUGCAGCCGCCCGACAUGGAGCCCCCUGUCCAGAUCUUCCGCGGCGAGCCGGGCUCCACCUGCGCCCCAAGCACCUGCCUGCCCCCCAACGGCAGCGGCCGGUUCCCGGGCUGGGCCGAGCCGGACCGCAACAGCAGCGCAGGCUCCGAGGACGCGCCGCCGGAGCCCGAGCACAUUUCGCCGGUCAUCCCGGUCAUCAUCACGGCGGUCUAUUCCGUGGUGUUCGUCGUGGGCCUGGUGGGCAACUCGCUGGUCAUGUUCGUGAUCGUCCGAUACACAAAGAUGAAGACGGCAACCAACAUCUAUAUAUUUAACCUGGCUUUAGCAGAUGCUUUGGUUACCACGACCAUGCCCUUCCAGAGCACGGUCUAUCUGAUGAACUCCUGGCCCUUUGGGGACGUGCUGUGCAAGAUCGUCAUCUCCAUCGACUACUACAACAUGUUCACCAGCAUCUUCACCUUGACCAUGAUGAGCGUGGACCGGUACAUCGCUGUGUGCCACCCGGUCAAGGCUCUCGACUUCCGCACGCCCCUGAAGGCAAAGGUCAUCAACAUCUGUAUUUGGAUCCUGUCUUCAUCUGUUGGCAUCUCGGCCAUAGUCCUUGGAGGAACCAGAGUCAGGGAAGACAUGGACGUCGUCGAGUGCUCCUUGCAGUUCCCGGAUGACGACUACUCCUGGUGGGACCUCGUCAUGAAGAUCUGUGUCUUCGUCUUUGCCUUCGUGAUCCCCGUCUUCAUCAUCAUCGUCUGCUACACCCUCAUGAUCCUGCGCUUAAAAAGCGUCCGGCUCCUUUCCGGCUCCCGAGAGAAAGACCGCAACCUCCGUCGCAUCACCAGGCUUGUCCUGGUGGUGGUGGCGGUCUUCGUCAUCUGCUGGACCCCCAUCCACAUCUUCAUCCUCGUGGAGGCUCUGGGCAGCAGCUCCUACAGCACGGCUGCGCUCUCCAGCUAUUACUUCUGUAUUGCCUUAGGCUACACCAACAGCAGCCUGAACCCCAUUCUCUAUGCGUUUCUCGAUGAAAACUUCAAGCGGUGUUUCAGGGACUUCUGCUUUCCAAUUAAGAUGAGGAUGGAGCGCCAGGGCACUGACAGAGUCAGAAACACCGUUCAGGAUCCUGCCCACCUGAGGGAUGCUGAUGGGAUAAAUAAACCAGUAUGACUAGU
Molecule: messenger RNA, 1314 nt
Organism: Orcinus orca (killer whale)
Lineage: Eukaryota; Metazoa; Chordata; Mammalia; Artiodactyla; Delphinidae
Gene: OPRK1
Product: opioid receptor kappa 1
Exons: 4
Coding region: 167-1309 (380 amino acids)
Biological process (GO): sensory perception of pain; neuropeptide signaling pathway; G protein-coupled opioid receptor signaling pathway
Cellular component (GO): membrane; neuron projection
Molecular function (GO): dynorphin receptor activity; neuropeptide binding
Source: RefSeq, a predicted model, not a curated record